Messenger RNA from Exophiala xenobiotica, 1318 nucleotides. RefSeq lists its product as uncharacterized. Lineage: Eukaryota; Fungi; Ascomycota; Eurotiomycetes; Chaetothyriales; Herpotrichiellaceae. Bases 305 to 946 code for a protein of 213 amino acids. The transcript is spliced from 2 exons. The record is from RefSeq and is a predicted model, not a curated record.
CUGACCGAUGGCGUUGACACCACCCCAAGCCCAGGCCGGCGGCAGGUAUAUCUCUCCUUGGUGCGCUCUUUGUCUGCCCUCCUGUUCCCCUUCCUUUGUUGAUCCAUCACGUUCCUUGACCGUACAAGUACAUCAAAGUCUGUGACUUUCGUUUCGCCCUUUGACCUUUCAGUCGCCCACACUCAUUCAUCCCCGGAGGAUAUCACGUUCAUUCCAUCAAGCUCGUUCUUGACCACGCUCUCUCGACGAAACGAAAGACAGCCUUCGAAAUCCUCCCAUCUCAAAACUUCUCAAACAAGCAAACAUGUUCGCCCUUAAGACUCUCUCCGUCUUGGCUGUCGUCGCCACUGUUGCUGUUGCAGCCCCUACCCCUGCCGAAGAGGGUGUUGCUAUCAACAAGCGAUGGGGUGGCCGUGGCUACCAUUGGUGGUCGGAGUCUGGCAGCACGACGCCCACUACGACUGUGGUCACCGUGGUCACCGAGACCGCUGAAGCGGCUGCCCCUGCUCAGCCCGCCACUACCACCGCGGCCAGCACCAGCACUCCUACCAUCGGCUCCAGCACUGGGGACUACAUUUCCAUCGUCUCCAAGUGGCGCUCUGCCGGCGGCCUUCCUGCCCUUACUCAGGACAGCACCCUCGAGGCUAACGCCCUCAAGACCAGCACGAACAGUGUUGGUGGCCUGAUUCACGAACUCAACCCUGGCACCAUGGCUCAAGUCCUUGCCCCUGGCAGUGCUAGCGACUUCGAGGAAGUCUACGUUGGUGGCUGGCUCUGCGAGAUCCCCUCCCUUGCAGGCUUGGACGGCAUCUGCUCGACCGCUUCUCAAGGCUGGAGCUACGGCGGACAGACUGGUCAUGCUACUAUCCUCACGUCAACAUCGUACUCAAAGAUUGGCUGUGCUAUUUCCUCUAACACCAACGUCUGGGCCUGCGAUUUGGCAUAAGUUCAAUACGAAAAGAAUUACCGCCCUCUCUAGGUUCAUUCGCUUGGACGUUGGAGUAUGACCGGCAUUUUAUGACAACUUCAAAGCAUUGCAUUAUCUUCUCCUGGAUAACUACGCCGUCCAGCUCAAUCAUUUUUUCUUCAAACGUGUUUUCCUAGUAAACCGUGAGCACUGUGAUAUUGCUUUCUAUAUUUUUCAUCGUCGUCCUUCCUCUUCAUCCACCAGUCGUGCAUCAGCAGAGGAGUCCCAGCACAAGCAUUUCGGUUCGUCUACUUGGAUGUACAUGUCGAAGGAAAUUCUCAAAAGCCUGUACACUGGAUCAAGCUCGAUAGGAUCACUUAAUCAAAUGUAUGCUCGCAUUCCUACUCGUAA